Messenger RNA from Nasonia vitripennis (jewel wasp), 2148 nucleotides. RefSeq names its product cyclin-dependent kinase 3-like. The coding region runs from base 961 to 1545 and encodes 194 amino acids. The transcript has a single exon. The record is from RefSeq and is a predicted model, not a curated record. Gene Ontology annotation, cellular component: nucleus; spindle pole; cytoplasm. Gene Ontology annotation, biological process: protein phosphorylation; regulation of cytokinesis; mitotic cell cycle. Gene Ontology annotation, molecular function: ATP binding; protein kinase activity. Lineage: Eukaryota; Metazoa; Arthropoda; Insecta; Hymenoptera; Pteromalidae.
GUGAUAAGAAGAAUAAAAGGAUAUUGGAAUUUGUGUGGAAAAAUAGAUCAUAUAAAAAUGCACAAUAUGAGCAUAUGAAGGGAUUAAUCGGAGGAACCAAAACAAUUAAACUUAGUAUAAAGAAAACCUAUACGUACAAACAAAUACAAGGCCUAGCAGUAAAUGCUAUGAUAAUCAAGCGAAAUAAGUCGUAUUUCAAAGAUGUGAUUAUCGAACUUGGAACGUUUGAUAAUAAUUCCUUCGUAACUUUUACAAAUGCAGAUGGAAAAUCAUAUGAUUAUUGGGAAUUCUCGCACAAGAUUCGCUAAAAGAGUCGCCACUGUUGUAAGUUGUACAUAUUUACAACAGAGAUAGAAAAUGUUUCUAACGAUUCACAGAUUUCCUCCACUCCUCUAAAAAAAUUCUAAUAACAUAGAAGGCAAAUCAUGAAUUGUGCAAUCGGAGCAAAGUAAUGUCAGCGAAAUAUGUCUGAAACCUUUAAGUGCUGUGGCAAGCACGCGUAACAGUGUAAAAAAAGCAGCGAAGCCUACGUUUGCACUCUCUACUACUAGUUCAGUAGCUAGUAAUCCAAAUAGUCUGUUAAUAAAGCCAAUAGAUUCGACUAUGUCAGCAAUCGCAUCGCCUAAAUACAGUGCUUAUCUUCCGUCUAAUCAAUGACCGUUACAAUUGCAAUCACAUAGCCAAUUAAAUAGUGUAAACUACAAAUUCAACAGCGAUGCGAAAAUAGCAAUAUUAAUCCCAGAAAGACAAGCAACAAGUUAUACUCCAGAAAAAUCAGAACUAGAUACUCUAAGACUGUCAAUACCAAUCAUUAACACGGAAGAAGUAAUUUUACAAAGUACAUGCUCACGCAGAAGAUUUGGCACAGUUAAUGUUGGAAUAUAGCAUAACGUGGAGGUGGCUGUUAAGAGGGUGAAAAUAUUUAAUAAUAAUAAGUAUAUUUUACGUGAAGUACAAAUUAUGGAUAGGAUAAGACACCCCAUUGUUAUUUCUAUUAUGACUGUAGGAUUCAAUCCGGUGAAUUUUUAUAUAGUAAUGGAGCAUUUUAAAAGCUCAGAUUUGAGAAAAAUACUUCGAAGUACUCGAAAAGAUGUCAAGUAUCAAUUGUCUGACGAGCAUAAGAUUUAUAUCUUGUCACAAUUGUGUAAAGCAAUUAGUUUCUUACAUCAACUAUCAGUACCUAUUAUACAUAAAGAUUUAAAACCAGAAAAAAUACUGGUCAAUGAAGAAGGCGAUACCAAGAUUUGUGAUUUAGGCUUGAGCAAGUGCGAUGACUUGCCCUCUGCACUUCACACGACAGUUGGCAGAAACCGUAAAAUCAUAUAUUCGUACAUGGCACCAGAAAUUUUGGUGCAUAAUGAACCUACUACAACUAAGUCAGACGUUUGGUCACUAGCGUGUAUUAUUCAUAAAGUUUAUACUGGAGAGGAAACGUGGGAAGCUCAUUUACGCACCACAAAAGGCAGCUUCAGUACAAUAAGUGACAAAUUGAAGAAAAUAUUUGAAUUAAAGAAAAAGCCAGACCUAUCAGAGGUACCACAGUAAAUUAAAUUCAUUCUAUAACUAUGUUUUGUUCAAAACAAACAAAUGAGACCAAAAGCUGGUACUCUGUUAGAUCUAUUCCAUUGUAUGAACAUGAAGACUUAAAACUCAUAACAUAAUUUUUUUUUUAUGUUAGUUUCUUUGUUUCAUUAUUCUUGAGUGAGAAACUUUAAAACCAUUCAAUAUAAAUUUAUAUUUCAGUAGACUUGACAUGAGUGAUCGUAAUAUUUUAUGUUUAUGCAAUCAUAAUUGCCAAAAUAACGCACGAAAUUAUGUUAUAAGAAAGUGUCUGUUGACAAAAUUGAAUUCACUGAGAAGAUAUAAAUAAAAAAAAUUAUUUAGUUAAUACAAAAAUUGUUUUUUACAAUAAUACUUAUAAGGAAUCAAAUACCAAAAAUGACUUAGUGAUAUAAUUUAUUGAUAAUUAAUUAAAUGAAAACGACUGAAUUAUUUAAUAUUAUUAAAAGUGAUAAUUUAUUGUACAGAGACAGUAUUGUAUCGAUUAAAUAUUGUCAACAAUUAUAGAUUCGUUUUGUCAGUUCUAUCAUCGCUAAAAUAAGAGAUACCAUUAUUGUACUGGAUCUAUAAUAAAGUCAGAAAAAAUAA